This is a messenger RNA of Manihot esculenta (cassava), 1192 nucleotides long. RefSeq lists its product as uncharacterized. Lineage: Eukaryota; Viridiplantae; Streptophyta; Magnoliopsida; Malpighiales; Euphorbiaceae. Gene Ontology annotation, biological process: male meiotic nuclear division; female meiotic nuclear division. The record is from RefSeq and is a predicted model, not a curated record. The transcript is spliced from 5 exons. Bases 177 to 992 code for a protein of 271 amino acids.
UUGUUUACUUCGUUGACUGGCUACUCUUCUUCUUCGUCUUCUACAAAUCAUAGAUUUAUUUCCUUUUCUUUUUCACCAACUCUCCAUAUAUAUCAUUUGCUAUUUGCCCCCCAACAUUUUCGUAUAUGGGUCGUCAAGACUUUUAUCUCUGAGCUUCUUGGUUACUUAAUUACUCCAUGGCUUAUUCUUCUUCUAGGUACUUUCAUGGGUCUUCUUCCCUAGGUGGUUGCUGGGAUCUUCAAAACCUUGGACUUCUCAACGCAGACACCAUGUCUUUAGUUAUGGAUGGAGUUUCGCCGUUUUUCUCGUCUCUGGAGUCUGAUUUCUCUACUGGGUAUUUAGAAGAUGCUUUGCUCGAAUUCAGCGAACGUUCUAAACGGCGACGCUUGCUGUUGUACACUGAUGACCAUACCAAAAUAUCAGAUGACCAUCAUUUUGCGAAGAGCUACUGGAAUGAAAACUGCGAGUGGGAAAUGUCUGAGAAUUUGAGUUGCAUGCGUCACCUUACCAGUAGUAUUCAUGGAGUUUCAGAACCCAUAAGCACUUCUCUUAGCAAUAUGAGCGAAGAGGAAGCAAAUGUUAUCACAGAGAUGAAAACACCAGAAGAAGAAAUAGCAGCAACCCCUGAAAUUCUCGAUUCUUCAUCUUCUUCCUUCAAAAACUCGGCCAAAAGAAAGUCCAUAUUCGAAAACGACAACCUGCAAGAUCAUUCUGGUGAGGAUAAGAGAAAGAAGAGGAUGAUAACAAGGGUGGUGUAUCCAUUUGCACUAGUGAAACCAGGAGGAGUUGAAGGUGACAUGACCAUAAACGAUAUCAAUGAGAGGAUAUUAAUGCCACCGACAAGGCCGGUGAGGCAUCCGGUGGGUGAUUUUGCUUGUAGGCCAUGCGUAUCAGCUGACGGACCAGGCCUUUCAGGGAAAGCUGUGGUGGCCCUUACAAGAAUCCACACACAAGGAAGAGGCACAAUCACCAUUAUCAGAACCAAAGGUUAAAGCUAGCUAGAUGAGGAUCUAUAAACAUAUAUAAUUUUAUAUAGAUAUGCAUGUGUACUCAACUACUCAUUGCUACUCUGCUUAGUUCAUGCUUUUGUCUGUUUGAAAUUGUAUAGAGAAAAAGAAAAAGAUUUCAUGCGUGUAAAAUGGUUACUUUUACAGAGUUAUAGUUAAAGAUUGCUGAAUGCUGAACCCAACAA